Pyrenophora tritici-repentis Pt-1C-BFP is the source of this 1095-nucleotide messenger RNA. The record is from RefSeq and is a predicted model, not a curated record. Lineage: Eukaryota; Fungi; Ascomycota; Dothideomycetes; Pleosporales; Pleosporaceae.
AUGGGUAUAGCUAUUUCAGAGCUCAGUCAGACCUUCCAAGAUGCCAUCUUUACAACACGAUCACUAGACAUCGGUCUGCUUUGGAUAGACAGCUUGUGUAUAUUUCAGGAUUCAGAGCUGGACUGGCAGCAGGAGUCAGCACUUAUGAGUCAAGUCUACAGCAACAGUACCCUAAACAUCGCUGCCAGUAUCGCUGCCGAUAGCGACGCGGGUUGUUUCCCGGAAAGAACGACAUCUUUUUUGGACCCCUGCUUCGUUCACACGGACUGGGACGACCACGCUAACGGCAGCUAUCGUCUGUGUCAAAAGACCUCUUGGAAUGAAACUAUAGCCGAACGGUCCGGGCACCUACAAUACUGGAUAAUACAGAAUCUAUGGCUGAGCUUCGGACCCAUCCCAAUUGAUCUCCUCUACGAGGUUUUUGGCAACUCCUAUGAGUCCAUGCCAAUGCAAAGGCGCUCUCAAGACUCCAAGCGUGCGCCUUGGCAGCUCUGGCGUGAUAUCGUUGCCAUGUACACCGGUUGCAACCUUACAUACACAAGUGACAAGCUAGUCGCUCUGUCCGGUAUUGCGAAGAUUAUGGAACGGUUGUUCGAUGACGAAUACUGCGCAGGACUCUGGAAAAGCCGUCUUCACAUUAAGCUUGGGUGGAAGCCGUCGCAUCCUAAAAUUGAGCUUGAGUGGACUGCUACGGCGGACCGGACCGGCGCAGUCAUUGGUGGUACUCUGAGAAUAUUCUGCCGGCUAGCGACCAUCAGGUUCUUAUCGACGAAAUCGAGUACAUCUUUCGCUACUUUCAAAUUCAACGAGAAGCUUUUGAAAUCUCGCAUGUCACGUGGAGCGAUCGAUGCACCUCACCACAUCGCAAAGUUGCAUUUUCUAAUUCUUACCAUGGAUCCCGAUAACGCUUAUGGGGGAGAUCAGUCUUGCGGUAUGGAAUGUCUAUUUCUGGUCCUGGCCGGUACUACCGUGGGCCAAUUCCGGAGAGUUGGUUGUAUGAGUAACUGGAAGGAAUUCGCCUCUGUCAAGAACCAAGAUUGGUUCGAGUAUGAGAAAGAUUGCGGAGAUGGCAAGUAUAUCAUCUCAAUCAUAUAG